This is a messenger RNA of Wyeomyia smithii (pitcher-plant mosquito), 2335 nucleotides long. Its product is annotated as zinc finger protein draculin-like. Gene Ontology annotation, cellular component: nucleus. The transcript has 4 exons. Gene Ontology annotation, biological process: regulation of DNA-templated transcription. Gene Ontology annotation, molecular function: RNA polymerase II cis-regulatory region sequence-specific DNA binding; zinc ion binding; DNA-binding transcription factor activity, RNA polymerase II-specific. The record is from RefSeq and is a predicted model, not a curated record. The coding region runs from base 152 to 1933 and encodes 593 amino acids. NCBI's taxonomy places the organism in Eukaryota, Metazoa, Arthropoda, Insecta, Diptera, Culicidae.
AACGUCAGUUUGGUUGUAUUGUUAUUGUAUGGGUUUGCUUGCUUAACUAGAAUACCCAAAAUUAUCUUUUUGCUCGCUUCCUACAUUUAAAUAGUUAGAUACCAACAAAUAUCAGUUUUUCAAUUACAAAUGAUUGAACAGUGACUUGAAAAUGGCAAUUUUUAAUUUGAAAAAUUUCCCUGAUGUUUGCCGUUUGUGUAUUCAACCAAAAACAAGCGUGGAAUUGAUACCUAUUGAAACAAGUACUCUAGCGAAUGUUGAUCGUACUCUGCUGGAGCUGCUCGAUGAAAUAACCUCUGAGAUCCCGAAGGAUGUUCCCGAGCGACUACCGAAUGCAAUUUGUUCUACAUGUUUUGCCGUUUUCGAAUUUGUCGUUCAAUAUCAACAGAAGAUUAAAUUGCUUACUAAAUUUAUUAUUGCCUUGGCUCACUUGAAAGCAGGAAGCAGCCAAGCAAUUUUGGAUAUAUUUAGCACAGACGGAUCCAAACUUAAGCAGAUAAUUAAAGAACUGGGCUUAUGCAGAAAAGAGGAAGUGCAAGUGGAGGACUUUUUGGAAGAAUUUAACGCCCCGAAUGCUAAAUUAGAUGAAGAGGUUUUUAACGAAACCAAGUUGCCAUCUACAGAAGGUACGGGAAUGAAAUGCGAUUACACGGAAUAUUACAACGUUGAAUAUAUAGAUGAAGACAGUCAAUCAAAAGUUCAAGAACUUUCUGAAGUUAAAUAUUCCGAAGAACCAAUUGUUGAGUAUUUAGUGGAAAUCGACGACGAAAAUGAGACAAUUAAAAAUGUGUCGAACAAAUGUGUUGCCCCUAUUGAUACAAUUCAAAAAUCAAAGCCAAAGGUUAGAAUGUUACAAUGCAAUUAUUGUGCUUAUCGAACGACCUCAAAGGAUAUGUUCCAGAACCACAUCGAAAGACAUGAACAUCCGGAUGACGAGAAUCCGUGGAAAUGCUCCUAUUCUAAAUGCAGUGAGGCAUACCCUACAAAAGAAGAUCUCUUGCGGCAUAAAAAAGAAAUUCAUUCUAAAUACGUUUGCGAUAUAUGCGGAACGAUUUUAAAACAUAAGUAUACAUUAGAGGUACAUCUACGACGACACGCAGGCGAUAGUAAAUAUCCUUGUCAAUACUGCUCGACAUCUUAUUUCACUGCAAAUGAGCUUAAACUUCACCUGUCGGUCAUGCAUUUAGCAGUUGCAGAUGCCCAGUGUAGUACGUGCGGGUUGGCGUUUAAAAAUAAAAAAUCACUGAGGCUUCAUGAAAAAGCUCACUCCAAUCAGCGGAGUUUCCCAUGUGACGAAUGUAGUAUGGCUUUUAAAACAUCUGCCCAUCAGCGACGACAUCAUAAUACUGUACAUCGGGUUAUUAAGUUUCACUGUACAUUGUGUCGGGCGAGCUACGGUCGUAAAGAUAAGCUGCGAAUGCACAUGGAAAAGGCGCAUAAGAUUCAAACAUACUUUCCGUGUCACAUUUGCCUCAAGUCCUUUUCUGCAGCAGAUGAUUUGGAGGAGCAUAUGAUGCACCACAGAAAUCCGAAACACUUAGAAUGCGGAACAUGCCUUGCAGCAUUUACCGAGCAGGUUGAGUUCAACGAUCACCUUUGUAUAACGUAUCGCGAUGAUUACGUCUGCUGCGACAGAGAUUUCAAGUUUCACUUGCAGUACAACAAACAUAUGUUUCUGGCACAUGGUCUUAGGACCAAUGUACGGGUUAAACUGGCGUCUAAUCAGCUUCUGGGAGCAACUCGAGCAUCCCGAAAAGCAAUAGAACGUUGUACCAGAUGCGGUCAAUCUUUUCCCACAAGAAAGCAAAAGAAAGAGCAUACUGCAUCAUGUAAUAUGGAUCAACAAAUGGAUUUACCAUGUUUGGAGACUGUUCCGUUCCACGAAAACUUAGAGGGAUCACUUUCCUUCUCAAAUGUACAGUCCAUUGUAUAACGAUUGAAAACAUGAAUAACCGCCCAAUUACCAGUUCUGUUGAUUGUCAGCUUAUGGAAGCUGCAUGUUUAUACUGAAGAACGUCUUAAGGUGAAACGGAACGUGGUCGCGAUCAACUCGAAUUUUACAAUCUAAUUUUUUCUUGAUUUAUGAAGACUACGUACAUGAAACUUUGAUCAAUUGUUUUCACAACUGUUGCAUGCCUAGAGUAGCAAUUUGAGUGCUGUUUAUUUAGUGGAAGCCGAGUUUUUUACGAUCAAAAUACAGGAGUAAAAAGAACUCUAACCUCAAAAUUGUAUAGGAAAAGGCCACAAUCCCGUUUCACCUUAAUUAAGGGUUAUCCAGCAGAAUUGUUUACUGGGCGAUAAAACAAUCAGGAAUAAAUACUUUAAAUACACAUUU